AUUUCUCUCAUUUUUUCUUCUAGGUGCUUAUCCAGUCAGUAAGUGCAAAGUGACGCUGAAAAACGCCGACCUCUGGAAAAAAUUCCACAAUUUAGAAACCGAAAUGAUAAUCACGAAAUCUGGAAGACGCAUGUUUCCUUCGCUUCAAGUGCAACUUAGCGAAUUGGAUCCUCAAGAGCAAUACUGCGUUUUUAUGGAAAUGGUACCGGCUUCGAGGUGCAGAUACAAAUACUCUUCGGCAGGCGGAUGGGCACCAGCAGGUUCCGAGGAAGCUCAAAGUCCGCACAGGAUUUACUUACAUCCAGAAAGUCCAGCAAAAGGAGACUACUGGAUGUCGCAGCCUAUUAGUUUUGGAAGGGUCAAACUCACCAAUAUGCCUGCACCACCUGCUGGACAAAUUGUAUUGUCCUCAAUGCACAAAUACCAGCCACGUAUAAUCGUCGUGAAAACCUCAGAUCCUAGGACAAUCGCCUGGUCUCCUAGUACCUACGCAGCUUUUCCAGAAACCCAAUUCAUAGCAGUGACAGCUUACCAAAACGAAAAAAUUACACAAUUAAAAAUCGACAACAAUCCCUUUGCCAAAGGGUUCAGGCAUAAUGGACAAGCCAAAUGCAAAAGAAAGCGUGCCUGUGAAGACAAAGAAGACGAAUUAAUAAGUGUGGAUAGUUUUGAGGAAAACAAUAAUAGCAUUUCCGAUUCGAGUAUUGACAGUAUCGAGUCUGAUGAAGCAAGAAGCAGGAGUUCGUCGUUUGGUUCUCCUUCAUCAGUUAAAUGUGCCAAAAUUGAAGAUGUAACUUAUGAUAGUUUUUCUCAAGCACCUUUUCCUGUUACUCCUCAAGUUUACUUACCUCCAGUUUAUCCUUAUUAUUAUCCGUAUUAUAGUGGCUAUUAUUAUCCUUAUGUAAGGAGUGAGGAGCCUUUGUUUUACUCUCCUAAAUUUAUGGAGGUCAAAAAGCCUAGGAAAAUUACAGACUUUUCCAUAAGGGCUUUGAUAGGAUGUUGAUUUUUAUUUUAAUUGUGAUGCUUUUAAAGCAACCUUUGUUCAAGAGGGUUGAUUCAACCAUAAGUGCAAUAGUUGGUUGCACAAGCUUUGUAUUAAUCAGAGUACUUAAGUUGUUAUAAUUGUAUAAUGUGUAAAUAGGGUUUUCUUUUAUAUAAUUUAUUAUUAGACAGAGACAGAUUCUUUAUGUAAGUGUUUUAUUGUGAUUUAUAGAUAUAUUAUGUACAUAUGCGUGCCUACAGAGGUAUUGACAAAAUAAAAUAUAUAGAUAUGUAAAAUUA
Messenger RNA from Ceutorhynchus assimilis (cabbage seed weevil), 1281 nucleotides. NCBI's taxonomy places the organism in Eukaryota, Metazoa, Arthropoda, Insecta, Coleoptera, Curculionidae. The record is from the annotation of a GenBank genome assembly.